CGGAGCGACAGACGGAUCAGCUGCGGCAUCCGUGACUGCGCGUGUCCGCCCGCGCAGCGCCGCUCCCGCCGCCUCCUCCGGUCCGGCCUCCGCCUCCCUCUCCGCUCCUCCGGUUCGGCUCGGCUCGGUUCCGCCAUGGGGAACCGGGGCAUGGAGGAGCUGAUCCCGCUGGUCAACCAGCUGCAGGACGCCUUCUCCGCCAUCGGACAGAACGCCAACCUGGACCUGCCGCAGAUCGCGGUGGUGGGCGGACAGAGCGCCGGCAAGAGCUCCGUCCUGGAGAACUUCGUCGGCAAGGACUUCCUUCCUCGUGGUUCUGGUAUUGUCACUCGUCGUCCUCUGGUGUUGCAGCUCAUUAACUGUCCGACAGAGUACGCAGAGUUCCUUCACUGUAAAGGGAAGAAGUUCACAGACUUCGAUGAAGUUCGACAGGAGAUCGAAGCAGAAACAGACCGAGUGACAGGAAUGAACAAAGGAAUCAGCCCCGUUCCAAUCAACCUGAGAGUCUACUCCCCCAACGUGCUAAACCUGACCCUGGUGGACCUUCCGGGGAUGACCAAGGUUCCGGUGGGGGACCAGCCGGCCGACAUCGAGCACCAGAUCAAAGACAUGCUCAUGCAGUUCGUCACCAAAGACAACUGCCUCCUAUUGGCCGUUUCACCUGCCAACUCCGACCUCGCCAACUCUGACGCCUUGAAGGUCGCCAAGGAGGUCGACCCGCAAGGUCUCAGGACCAUCGGCGUCAUCACCAAACUGGACCUGAUGGACGAAGGAACCGACGCCAGAGACAUCCUGGAGAACAAGCUGCUGCCGCUGCGCAGAGGUUACAUCGGUGUGGUCAACCGCAGUCAGAAAGACAUCGACGGGAAGAAAGACAUCACAGCGGCUCUGCAGGCCGAGAGGAAGUUCUUCCUGUCACAUCCAUCCUAUCGACACCUGGCAGACCGCAUGGGCACCGCCUACCUGCAGAAGAUCCUCAACCAGCAACUGACCAACCACAUCCGGGACACGUUGCCAGGGUUACGCAGCAAACUGCAGAGCCAGCUGUUGUCCAUCGAGAAGGAGGUGGAGGAGUACAAGAACUUCAGACCUGACGACCCCAGCCGCAAGACCAAGGCCCUGCUGCAGAUGGUUCAGCAGUUUGCUGUGGACUUUGAAAAGCGGAUUGAAGGUUCUGGUGAUCAGGUGGACACUUAUGAACUGUCAGGAGGAGCAAAGAUCAACAGGAUCUUCCACGAACGGUUCCCAUUUGAACUGGUCAAGUUGGAAAGUGAUGAGAAGACUCUGAGGAAGGAGAUCAGCUACGCCAUCAAGAACAUCCACGGGAUCAGGACCGGUCUGUUCACUCCUGACAUGGCGUUUGAAACCAUCGUCAAGCGUCAGAUCGCUCAGAUCAAAGAGCCAUGUCAGAAAUGUGUGGACAUGGUGAUCAGUGAACUGGUCAACACUGUCCGACAGUGCACACAGAAGUUGGCUCAGUAUCCGAUGCUCAGGGAGGAGAUGGAGCGGAUCGUCACUCAGCACAUCAGAGACCGAGAGAGUCGCACUAAGAACCAGGUGAUGCUGCUGAUUGACAUCGAGUUGGCGUACAUGAACACCAACCACGAGGAUUUCAUCGGCUUUGCAAAUGCUCAACAGAAGAGCAGUCAGAUGAGUAAGAAGAAGGUGGCAGGAAACCAGGACGAGAUCAUGGUGAUCCGUAAAGGGUGGCUGACCAUCAACAACAUUGGCAUCAUGAAGGGCGGAGCCAAAGAGUACUGGUUUGUCCUGACGGCGGAGACCCUGUCCUGGUACAAAGACGACGAGGAGAAGGAGAAGAAGUACAUGCUGCCGGUGGACAACCUGAAGCUCAAGGACAUCGAGAAGAGUUUCAUGUCCAGUAAACACAUCUUUGCCCUGUUCAACACCGAACACAGGAAUGUGUAUAAGGACUACCGUCAGCUGGAGUUGGCCAGUGAGUCCCAGGAAGAGGUGGACAGCUGGAAGGCGUCUUUCCUACGGGCUGGAGUGUACCCUGAACGCAGCGUGGACAAGGACAAGGCGGAGGCGGAGGAGUCCAGCGCUGACGGGCAGAUCCACAGUCUGGACCCUCAGCUGGAGCGACAGGUGGAGAUCGUCAGGAACCUGGUGGACUCGUACCUGUCAAUCAUCCACCGCACUGUCAGAGAUCUGAUCCCCAAGACCAUCAUGCACCUGAUGGUCAACAAUACUAAGGAGUUCAUCCAUGCAGACCUGUUGGCUCAGCUGUACUCCUGUGGAGACCAGAACACGCUGAUGGAGGAGUCCCAGGAGCAGGCUCAGCACAGGGAUGAGAUGCUGCGUAUGUACCACGCUCUGCGCGAAGGCCUCAGCAUCAUCGGUGACAUCAGCACCACCACCAUCACCACGGCCAUGCCUCCGCCCGUUGACGACUCGUGGCUGCAGGUGACGGGGAUGCCCUCGGGACGCAGGUCUCCUAUGUCUAGCCCCACCCCCCAGCGCCGGGCCCCUCCCGGACCCCCUCGUCCGGGCGGUCGGGCGGCCCCCGGCCCCCCCUCUCGUCCCGCGGUGUCGCCUGACCCCGGACCCCCGCCCUCCGUCCCCUCCCGGCCCAACAGAGCGCCCCCGCCCGGAGUCCCCAGUCGGCCCAGCAAAGGUAGCCCCGCCCACGGAGAGAGCCCCCAGUCUUCUAUUGAGGGUUAGCCUGACCAGGGUUAGCCUGACCAGGGGUUAGCCUGACCAGGGUUAGCCUGACCCACGGUUAGCCUGACCAGGGUUAGCCUGACCCACGGUUAGCCUGACCUGGGUUAGCCUGACCCGGGUUAGCCUGACCCGGGUUAGCCUGACCCAGUCUGUGUUCUACUGUGUUACUGUGAAUCUUAGUCGUAAUAAAAGUAUUGAUUAUGAGCACAUGUGAUUAUUAACGAUCAGCAAAGUACUUCUGCAAUAUUCAGUGUAUAAAUAUGUGUGUGUGGAGGGUGAGACAGGUCCGCUGCCUGUCUGUCUGUCUGUCUGUCUGUCUGUCUGUCUGUCCAAUCACAUCUCAGCAGUGAAUCAUGUGACUCUGUUUACAUCAGGUUUAUAACGUACUGUAGACGGUGUGGACCUGAAGGGGUCUCACUGCCCUGGGGAUGUUCAGGCUGGUCUGGGAUCAGACCUGCACACCCACUUAGCAUAACCAGUUAGCUCACUCGUUAGCAUAACCAGUUAGCUCAACCAUUAGCUCACUAGUUAGCUCAACCUGUUAACAUAACCAGUUAGCUCACUAGUUAGCGUAAUCAGUUAACUCAACUAGUUAGCUCACUAGUUAGCAUAACCAGUUAGUGCGCUAAUUAGCAUAACCAGUUAGUAUAACAAGUUAGCUCAUCAGUUAGCUUAACCAGUUAGCUCAUCGGUUAGCUUAACCAGUUAGCUAACUGGCUCAGGGCUGCUGAAAGUAUUAGUCAUUUUUUUAUUUGCUGUUUAUCUUAUAUGAAACUAAAGUAUUUAAAACUAUUUUUUACAGUGUAAGGUUUACAUUUUGUAUUUAUUUAUUUAUUUAUUUAUAAUGUUUCUGUGAUUGUAAAUGCUUGGUUCUGCUGUUGCCAUGGCAACAUGCAAAGACGCAGAGCGAAGGACGGACUCUGAAACUGAAACAUUCUGUCAUCAUCUGGUUCUGACCGGUUUCAGCUGGUUCCACAUGGUACCGUUUGGGUUCUGACAGGUUCGAUCAGGUUCUAACCACACCAGAACAGUUUAACCAUCACUUCCAAACUUACCUGUCGCCAUAGCAACUGCAAACUUUAAACAUACACACAGUGCAAUAGUCCGCAGUGAAGGUACCGGUUCAGGGUUUGGAACUGAGUGGGUCUGUGUGGUUCCAGCUGGUUCUGGUGCUUUUCACAUUCUUUAACGCUGUUGUGUUCUUCGUGUUCUGGAUGGUUUGGGUUGACCGUUGCGUUGCGUUGCUGACCUGAGUCCUGGUUCCAGGAGCUGAACAGUGUUGGUGGGUCACAGCGGAGGUUCCGUGUUCUGGAUGGUUCUAUGUUCACCCUUAGCGUGUGCGUACAUGUGUUUGUGUUGGUGUUGUGGUUCUGUAGUCGUAGCUCAGACUGAACUCGUGGAUAUUUGAUGUUCAAUAAUAAUAGGAAUAAAAACAGUAAUAAUGUAUCAUAUAAUAGAUGUAUGGAAUAUGCACACAGGCCCACAUGGUUGUGUGUGUGUGUGUGUGUAGCUCAUUGUGUACUUUGUGUUCUGUUGUCGGGCCAAAUGACAUGUUGUUCAGAUGAAUAAAGUUUGUGCGAAUGAAGCUGAAA
Molecule: messenger RNA, 4274 nt
Organism: Sphaeramia orbicularis (orbiculate cardinalfish)
Lineage: Eukaryota; Metazoa; Chordata; Actinopteri; Kurtiformes; Apogonidae
Product: dynamin-1-like
Exons: 26
Coding region: 136-2682 (848 amino acids)
Biological process (GO): receptor internalization; synaptic vesicle budding from presynaptic endocytic zone membrane
Cellular component (GO): microtubule; cytoplasm; plasma membrane
Molecular function (GO): GTPase activity; microtubule binding; GTP binding
Source: RefSeq, a predicted model, not a curated record